Necator americanus (New World hookworm) is the source of this 1074-nucleotide messenger RNA. RefSeq lists its product as uncharacterized. Gene Ontology annotation, molecular function: FAD binding; kynurenine 3-monooxygenase activity. Lineage: Eukaryota; Metazoa; Nematoda; Chromadorea; Rhabditida; Ancylostomatidae. The record is from RefSeq and is a predicted model, not a curated record. Gene Ontology annotation, cellular component: mitochondrial outer membrane. The transcript has 13 exons. Bases 1 to 1074 code for a protein of 357 amino acids.
AUGCCAAAAGUCGUGAUAGCGGGUGCAGGCCUGGUUGGGGCUCUGAACGCGUGUUAUUUUGCGCAGCGCGGAUGGGAUGUAGAAGUGUAUGAGUUCAGAAGAGAUAUACGAGCAAUGGAACACGUACCAGGUCGAAGCAUUAACUUAGCGCUCUCUUACAGGGGAAAAUGUGCUUUGGAAGCAGUUGGAUUGAAGGACUACAUUGUCGAGCAAGGUGUUGAACUGUAUGCAAGAUUAGUGCACAACAAAGACGGAAAAACUUUCAGUCGGCAACCCUAUGGACAACCUGGUGAACAUAUCGUCUCGAUCAAUCGUAGACAUCUGAACGAAGUGAUGAUCACACAAGCCGAAAAAAGCCAGAACGUAAAGUUCUUCUUCGAACAUAAGGUACGAUCGGUGGACCUGGAUAAAAGAGAACUGCUUGUCACUCGUACUGGAGGCACGAAAAUACCAAGAUUCGGAGGAGCUUCGCAAAGCACAAAAGAGUCCGACAUUCGUGUCAAAGGUGAUCUCGUCAUCGCAUGUGAUGGAGCUUACUCAGCCGUGAGAAGAAGUCUUACGACGCAGCCAAGAUUCGACUAUUCGCAGGAAUAUAUCGAACACGGCUACAUUGAACUUAACAUUCUCCCAAAAAAUGGAGAGUUCGCAUUGGAACCGAAUGUCUUUCACUUAUGGCCUCGAGGACAUUUUACCUUAAUAGCACUGGCUAACCGCGAUAAAACAUUUACAGUGACCAUCUUCGCCCCAUUCUCGGAAUUCGAAGAUAAAAUGUCAACACCAAAUGAUGUUGAGUCAUUCUUCAAGGAGAACUUUCCAGAUGCAUAUGAACUACUCGGAAGACACCAUCUUCUGGACACCUUCAAUAGAGUUCGACCUCAGUCACUUGUCUCAAUAAAAUGCCGACCUCACCAGUUUGGUGACUUCGUACUUUUGGCUGGUGACGCAGCUCACGCAAUGGUACCUUUCUAUGGUCAAGGAAUGAACUGUGGGUUCGAGGAUUGCUUGGUACUGAGCGAGGCGCUCGAUGCCUGCCAAGAGGACAUCCGUAAGUAUCAAACAUUUAAAAAAAACUAG